This is a messenger RNA of Rotaria sp. Silwood1, 1713 nucleotides long. The record is from the annotation of a GenBank genome assembly. Lineage: Eukaryota; Metazoa; Rotifera; Eurotatoria; Philodinida; Philodinidae.
AUGAUGAAUAAUCUACAAGUAUUGAUAUUUCUAUUAUCAUUGAAUGUAUUUACUACUCAAUAUCUUCUUUAUGAUACGAAUGAAUCAUCAAUCUCGAAAUCAGUUUUUGACUGUCUUUAUGCUCAUUUGAUAGAUUAUGACUAUUAUGGGGAUUACCGAUAUAGAACGAUCCAUCAGAUUGUUCCAUAUUGUCGAAGACUCGAUCAAAAUGAUGCACCAGAUGACUUCUCCAAUAUUUCACAAAGUAAUAUAAACAAUAUCAUUACAUUUGAACAAUUGUAUAAACAAGGUGUAACAAGUACACAAUUACUUAAUUGGUCAGCAUCAAUUGAUAUCGCUGAAAAAUAUGAAAUAAAAGGUGCAGAUUCGACAGAGAUUUUUUACAAUUGUUCAUCACCUUGGUUUGGCUCAAAAUGUCAAUAUAGAUUCGAGAAUAAUGUUCAAGCAACUUUUCAUGAUAUUGUUCGAUUACAGUUUUUCACUCGUAACACUUUCGGGUAUCAACUGGAAUAUCUCAGCGGAACAUGUUAUUCUUUCUUAAAUAAUUGUAUUAGUAAUGCACCAAUAACAUGUCUUGAUUGGCGUAUGAUUUGUGAUGGAAAAUUUGAUUGUAUCAAUCGAAUGGAUGAAGAUAAUUGUCAAAUAUUGGAAACGAAUGAAUGUCCUUCUGAUACAUACAGAUGUCAUUUUGGUGGACAAUGCAUUCCAUUGGCAUUUGUACGCGAUGGAUCUAAUACUGCUGAUUGUCUUGAUGGAACUGAUGAAAUGCAUUUAUUCGAAAAAAGACGUUAUCAUUUCGCCAGUAGCUGCUUUAAGAUUCCAACAUUUGCAUGCGAAGAACGCACUGGACCAUAUCAACGUUAUUUUUCAUGUAGUGAUGGUCAAUAUCAUCCUAGUGAUAAAAUAGAUCUUAUGCAUUUGUGCGCUAACGGUCGACAGUUCUUAGAACAUUUGCAUCAUCAACUAUAUUCGGUUCCAAUUCUGAUGGAGAUUUCAGAUGAAAUAUUCGACUCAACAUUAGCCUCGAAUGUGAUGUAUCUACAAAAAAUAUUAAAUCAAUCAGCUUCGAUAUUUAGUUUGAUGCCAUGUACAGCUAUAGACAAAAAAUGUUUGUCAGAAUGGAUUUUUAAGGCUAAAUUCUACUAUAUGUUUUGGAAAUUUCACUUUAUUUACUUACCUGAUCGAUUAGUGAAAGAUCUAAUUAUCCUAAAUUAUCCUGAUUUUAUUUGCUUUUAUAUUCAAGACUGUUCGGUAAUGAUUAAUUGUGCUGUAGAAAUAGGAUUAGAUGACGAACUAAUUUGUUGUCCUUCUUCAAAAUUAUUUGAUACAUCAAUCAUUAAUGGUGACGAUCUAUUCUAUGCUAUAAAAAAUCUAUUUUUCCGUUGCACCACAACAGGUGUAGAUCAAUCCUGCUCACAUCCCUCACUUUUUCAUUGUUCACUUUCAUCAAAAUGCAUAUCGAAACAUCGUCUACUAGAUGGCAUUUCUGACUGUUACUAUGGUGAAGAUGAAGCAGAUGUUCAUGCAUGUCAUCUCAAUGAUUCUCAACGAUUUAUUUGUGAAUCAGAGUCAAACAAAUGUUUAUCACUAAUAUUAGUGCAAAAUGGAAACAAAGAUUGUAAAGAUGGUGAAGAUGAAAUGACUGAAAAUCAACGUAAUAUGUUAAAAGGAAUUGUUCCAUUUAGUCUUAUAUGUAAUCAUAAAAAUGAUUAA